GUUAACCAAACAAGGACAGAUACUCCCAAGAUGCGUGAAUCGCAAAAAGUCAUUUCACAUUCGCCGAUCUCCCCUCCCAGUCUCUCCAGCCAAUCGACUUUGCACCUUUUCAAGCCUAGCCCAACCACGGAUCUUCACGCUGAUCAAACAUUGGUGUCUGCUCGCGCUGUGGGUGUCCAAGGCGUUUCGUCAUUGUGCCUCUUCAGUGCUGAGCAGGUCUUACCGCCUUUGGAUUGAAAGGAAAAGCAAGGAAGAAACCUCCGUCAAACACCAGUUUUACAAGUUCCAAGAAAGAC
Messenger RNA from Neurospora hispaniola, 296 nucleotides. RefSeq lists its product as uncharacterized. The transcript has a single exon. NCBI's taxonomy places the organism in Eukaryota, Fungi, Ascomycota, Sordariomycetes, Sordariales, Sordariaceae. The coding region runs from base 31 to 237 and encodes 68 amino acids. The record is from RefSeq and is a predicted model, not a curated record.